AUGGCAAUGAAUUCACACACAGCACCAACUCAUGCAUCGUUGCACUUUUCAUCCUAUUUCCCAAAUUCACCUUCAUUAUUACCAUCUUUUAAACCAUCAAACCCUCUCUAUUUCACUCCUAUCAUCACAACAACAGCUCUUAAAUAUCAUCACAGACAAACAACACUAACCAGAUCAACCCUUGAUGAUAUUCAAAGAGAUCAACUUUCCUCAACCCCACUUGUUGAGUUAGAGGAAAAUGUGAAGGUGCUAAAAAAUGCAGCUAAGACAAGAAAGGUACCAGCGAAGGAGAUUCUUUCUGCACUGUCUUUCAUUGAGAAAGCAAAAGUUGAUCCUUCUGGUUUUCUUGACACACUUGGAGGAAAGGAAUCCCCUGGGAGAACAUGGAUGCUGAUUUUUACUGGAAAGACAAAAUUAGACGGUGGUCGGUAUUUUCCUCUCACAGCUAUUCAGAGAUUUGAUGCUUCUGCAAAGAGGAUCGAAAACGGCGUAUUUCUUGGACCUAUUGGACAAUUAACAUUUGAAGGCAAAUUUUCAUGGAAGAACAGAAUACUGUCUUUCAUUUUUGAGAAUAUUCGAAUAAAAGUUGGACCUUUAAAACCCAUAGAAAUCAGCCUUGGACAAAAGGAUGACAGGGAACCAAGUACCAAGGAUCCCUUUUUCAUCUGGUUUUAUGUUGACGAGGAAAUAGCUGUUGCUCGAGGACGAAGUGGAGGCACUGCAUUUUGGUGCCGGUGUCGUCAGGUUGAUAAUUGA
Messenger RNA from Vicia faba (fava bean), 756 nucleotides. The record is from the annotation of a GenBank genome assembly. NCBI's taxonomy places the organism in Eukaryota, Viridiplantae, Streptophyta, Magnoliopsida, Fabales, Fabaceae.